AUGCUUCAAACAGAUGACCAUCUUAAAAUUCUCGGCAUCCGGUGGAAUCCGUCCUCUGACGCCUUUCAAUUUAACGUCACACUUCCGCAUUCCGAGCAGACUACCAAACGGUCGAUCCUGUCAACUAUCGCGAGAUUGUUCGAUCCGUUGGGGUGGAGUACUCCGGUUACCGUUGUCGCGAAGAUUUUCCUUCAGAAACUCUGGCUGCUCAAAAUCGGAUGGGACGACGUGCUUUCCGCUGACAUUCUCGAUCGCUGGGACUCCAUUCGCUCAUCUCUCGCCGCUCUGCACGGUCUUCAAUUGGACCGCUGGAUUCAACGCGGUGCAGAUUGCGUCAGAUGCGACUUACACGGUUUUGCAGACGCAUCUUCGCACGCUUACGCUGCCGCCGUGUAUAUUCGAAUAGUUUCGUUAUCCGGUGAAAUAACAGUACGAUUGUUAAUCGGAAAAUCAAAAGUCGCGCCGAUAAAAACAUUAAGUAUUCCACAGCUGGAACUCGCCGCUGCCGUGUUACUCGCGAAACUAAUCGAUUUUGUCAAAUCAUCCCUGCAUCUCCCUGCAGAUUCUUGCCACUGUUGGACCGAUUCCACGGUAGUUCUCGCGUGGGUGGCGCAACAUCCAUCAAAGUGGAAGACGUUCGUCGCGAAUCGCGUCUCUGAAAUACAAUCUAGACUCCCAAACGCGCAAUGGAGACACGUCCCCACUGAUCACAACCCCGCGGAUUGCGCGUCACGCGGUAUACCCGGUGAGAAUUUUACCUCUCACACGCUCUGGUGGCGGGGACCUGCUUGGUUACAUUUUUCUGAAUCCGAAUGGCCGGCGCCAUUCGAUUCGUCUCUUUCGAUGCCCACGAUGGAGCGAAAAGAAAACGCGGCGUCUCAUCUCGUGUCGCGACGAAAACCAUGGGACCUUGCCGCACGGUACUCUUCGUGGCCGCGUUUAAUUCGUGUCACCGCCUACAUCAUGAGAUUCAUCUCAAAGCUUAAAAGACACUCGGUGCCGCGCGACACAUGCGACGAAGGCUCCCGGUCAAUUUCCGCGCUCGAAUGUAGAAAAGCACGAGACUUUUGGUUGUUGCAAAUUCAAUCAGAAUUAUUCGCGCGGGAAAAGGAAUCGUUGUUGCAGCAACGUUCGAUUCCAGCAAAGAGUGCAUUGUUGUCUUUCACGCCAUUUCUCGGCGAAGACAAACUAAUCCGCGUUGGCGGGCGGCUGUCGCGUGCCCCCAUGCGGUUCUCCGAAAAACAUCCUAUAAUCUUAGCUGCACAUCCUCUUGUGAACCUCCUCGUGCAGCACGUGCAUUUAAGAUCUCUUCACGCGGGGCCUCAAUUAACUCUAGCUACUCUUCGUCGAGAGUACUGGAUAUUGCGUGCUCGAAAUAUCGUCAAAGCUGUCGUUUUCCGCUGCGUAGUAUGCACGCGUGAAAAGGCAGCUACUCCCAAUCAAUUGAUGGGAAACUUGCCUUCGGUGCGCGUUUCUCCUCCUGCGCGCGCGUUUAUUAAUUGUGGUCUCGAUUAUGCUGGUCCCGUUUUAAUCAGAUCAAUGUCGGGACGCGGUGUCGCUUCCCGCAAAGCCUACAUCUCCAUCUUCGUCUGUAUGGCCACGCGAGCCAUACAUUUAGAAUUAGUCGAGAGUUAUUCCACUCCAGCCUUCUUAGGCGCCUUUUCAAGAUUCUGCUCCCGACGUGGCAUGCCUGAAUCAGUCUACUCUGAUAAUGGAACCACUUUUGUAGGCGCCGAUCGCGAAUUGGCCGCAUCAUUUCGAGCCGCGCUGCGCGAUCCAACUUUUCAAAAUAGUGCCGCUUCCGACGGGGUGUCAUGGCACUUUAUGCCUCCAUCCGCGCCUCACUUCGGCGGACUAUGGGAGGCCGGGGUUCGCAGUGUCAAGUAUCAUCUUCGCAGAAUCGUCGGUUCACACACUCUUACGUUCGAAGAGUUCACAACGAUUCUCUGCAACAUUGAGGCCUGCCUAAACUCGCGCCCUAUCGCGCCUCUCACUGAUUCCGUCGACGAUUGCGAUUCUCUGACGCCCGGUCAUUUCUUGAUCGGAUCCGCGAUUACGAUCGCGCCUGAACCCUCUGUACUGCAUCUAAAUGAGAACCGUUUGACGCGCUGGCAACUUGUUCGCCAGCUCACAGAACGUUUCUGGAAAAUCUGGCAGCAGGACUACAUCAAUACCUUGCAACAACGCGUCAAAUGGAAGCAAGUUUCGAAAAACGGAGUUCGCGUCGGGUCACUGGUCCUGUUACGCAAUUCUCUCCUUCCGCCUUGUAAGUGGGACUUAGCUCGCGUCAUCCGAUGUCACCCGGGUCCAGACGGUUUGAUUCGCGUCGCGACGGUGAAAACCGCGACUUCCGAAUAUACUCGGCCUAUUGUCAAAUUAUGCUUACUUCCGAUAGACGUCGAAAGCCUGGACAACCUUACGUAA
Messenger RNA from Nylanderia fulva, 2424 nucleotides. The record is from RefSeq and is a predicted model, not a curated record. NCBI's taxonomy places the organism in Eukaryota, Metazoa, Arthropoda, Insecta, Hymenoptera, Formicidae.